Molecule: messenger RNA, 3024 nt
Organism: Pocillopora verrucosa
Lineage: Eukaryota; Metazoa; Cnidaria; Anthozoa; Scleractinia; Pocilloporidae
Source: RefSeq, a predicted model, not a curated record
AUGGGUCCGUGUGGUAAAUCAAAGUAUUACCUUCUUUUUCGUUUGUUUUUGACGCAGCUUUCUGAGAACGACGUAGCUGUUCUGGAGAUCAUCACGUACGUAGGGUUAAGCCUAUCCAUCAUCGGAAUACUUUCGACAAUAACCUUAUAUUCUUUCCUCACAGAUCUUCGUCAACCUCUGUCUCAAAUACGCGUAAGUCUUGCUGUGGCUUUAGGAGCUGGACAAAUAUGUUUUUUCGCUGGUAUAAAUGCCACAGAGAUCAAGGCUGUCUGUGUCAUAGUAGCAGCUAUUAUGCAGUAUUUUCUGAUGGCCGCUUUCUGUUGGAUGCUGGUCGAGGGAAUUUAUCUCUACCUGUUUGUUGUAAAAGUUUAUAACAUCAACGACAAGAUGCGCAUAUAUCACGUCAUGUCAUGGGGUUUUCCAUUAGUUAUGGUGGCCAUUUCACUGUCUAUCGCUGCUGGAAAACAAGAGAUACAGGGUUAUACCAGCGACAAAUUCGAAAGAAAAAAAAGAUUUGCCAGACUUGACCAAGAUAGCUACCCUGUCCCGUCGUGUUCGCUGCCAUUAUUGCCAUCACCAAGCUCACCGUCGUCAUCGUCACGUUUUCGGUCACCAUUUCCAUCACUAUUACCACCGUCAUCGUUAUCGUCGUUGUCAUCGUCAUUGUUAGUAUUAUUGCCAUCUUCGACAUCAAGGCUAUUGUUAGUAUCAUCAUCAUCGUCGUCGUUGCCGCCAUUAUUGCCAUCAUCAAGAUCACUGUCGUCAUCGUCACGUUUACAGUCACCAUUAUCAUCAUCACACUCAUCAACAUCACACUCAUUUCCGUCACUAUUACCAACGUUAUCGUUGUCGUCGUUGUCAUCGUCAUUGUUAGCGUCAUCGUCACUUUCGACAUCAAGGCCAUUGUUAGUGUCAUUGUCAUCAUCGUCGUCUUCGUCAUCGUCGUCUCCAAAUUUGACUUCUCCGCCAGUGACAAUUGAGAGGCUGGCAAUUGAAUAUGUUUCUAAACUUGGUGCGAUAGAACUCAAGAGAGAAAGUUCACUGAAGGGGGCAAUGCGUUUGUUUAACGACUUCACCAAUCAGUAUCAGAAGAUAACAAAACCUUUCAAGGGCCAACUUGGUGAAGAAGAAGUUAAGAAAGGAACAGCAGCCAUCUUUAAGGUAGCAGUCGCAUUCGAGAAAUUUGUUCUCAACUACAGCAGGUACCACCUGAAUAGGACGAAACUGUUAAAGAAGAUGACUGACAGUAGAAUGGUUGUACGUAUGAAGAUUGGCUACCAGAAUGAUCCGAAUAACUUCCUUCUCGAGGAAGAAGAAUGGCAAACCAGCAUUAACAUUUCCUCUGCAAACUUUGCCAAGAAUGGGUCCGUGGUUGUAGGAUGUUUGUACAAAGAUCUCCAUGAAUUGCUGCUGACUAAGCAGUCCAUUGGGAAUGAAACUCACAAUUCAAGGUAUGUCAACACCAGGAUAACGACCGCGGCUAUGGAUCCUAAACCGGAAAUUUUACAAGAUCUCAUCUUGAAGUUCAGAAACCUAAAGGUCGUUGAGGAAAAAAAGCAUUGCAUGUUUUGGAGUGGCUUCAGCAAGAGUCCAGACGGGUACUCAGAGGAUGGUUGUCAUGUAGAUACAGCGAAGAGUAACUCAGAAGAAACAGUCUGUAGAUGCAAUCAUUUGACUUACUUUGCUGUCCUAGUUGAUUUUGACAGUGGUGGCACAAAGCUCUCCAAGAAGGACGGAACGAUAUUGGAGACUAUCACGUACGUAGGGUUAAGUCUUUCCGUCAUCGGGAUGCUUUUGACAAUCGUCCUUUAUUCUUUCCUCACAGAUGUUCGUGAACCUCUAUCACAAAUACGUUUAAGUCUUUCUGUGUCCCUCGGAGCUGGACAAAUAAUAUUUCUUGCCGGGAUAAACGCCACAGAAAACAUGGCUGCUUGUAUCACAGCAGCAGCUCUUAUGCAGUAUUUUCUGAUGGCCGCUUUCUGUUGGAUGCUGGUUGAAGGAAUUUAUCUCUACCUGUUUGUUGUAAAGGUUUACAACAUCAACACUAAGAUGCACAUGUACCACGUCAUAUCAUGGGGUCUUCCUGUCGUCAUGGUAGCCAUUUCACUGAGCAUUGCUGCUGGAAAAGAAGGGAUGAAAAGCUUUACCAGUGAUAAAUAUUGCUGGCUGUCUUCAACUAAUAAGCCAAUCUGGAUUUUCGUGGCAUUCGUGGCGUUUAUCGAAUCACUCAACAUUUUAAUACUUGUACGAGUCAUAAAGGAGAUAACUACACUCGUAGAACCAUUAGCGGAAGACAACUAUGCUCGGCAAAUAAGACUUGGCGUUAAAGCGGGCGUGGUGAUGAUUCCCCUGCUGGGCGUUUCGUGGUUGUUUGGUUUCCUGGCACCAUUGCACAAAGUUUUCACUUACAUUUUUACCAUCCUCAACUCUACGCAGGGCUUCCUGAUUUUCGUGCUGCAUUGUGUGCGAAACACCCAGAUUCAAGAGCGAUUCAAACGAAAGCUGAACACUGUUUUUCCAUCUGUAUAUACUAAAAACUCCGCAAUGAAGGGCUCGCAAACUAAUCCAAGUGCUGUCGAAGAUAUAGGGGCGGCCGAAUUGCAGUCUUGCGAUGAAUUUGAACUGAAAUAAAAUUUAAAUAACUGGACUGAGCGGGCUGAAACUAAUUAUCGAAUGUUUGAUACGAUCGUCAGGUUUGAUAUGUCAGGUCGUUCUAUUCGCUUCGAGUUACGAGCUCAUUGUAAUGUUCAUGAUUGUAUUUUAAAGAUGUUUAAGGCUAGUUUGAAUGUGCUGUGACCUCGUUUCAUGCGCUUUUAGGUCGUAGUUUUCCGUGAACAGCAUUUUACUUGACUCUCGCAAUCGUUUCAGUUUUAGAUCAUCAGUUAUUUAUUUGUUUCGUUAUUUUGAAAUCCUCUGUGCCAAAUGUUUGCUAUUAUUGAACGACGACGCAGUCUCCCUUUUUGAUAUUCGGAGUAAACACAGGGUUACUUGUCAAAUAGCUUUUUUGUUAUUGUAAUAAAAACA